CCCAUCGCAGCAGCUAGAACAAGACAGCGCAGCUCGACUCAGUGGACGCUAAGUUAGCUUGGCUGUGAGCGAAGCUCAGCUGGAGGGGUUGUUCUCAUCAAUAUCGGUUGACUGCUAACGCGGUGUGAAAGCAAGAUGAACGUUUUCUUGAAAUGUUCACUGGCGGAAACCAGAGAGUCGCCCUGCCGAUGUCGACGUGGUUUUUAAAGGAUGUUAUUUAGACAAGUGCGUCUGACAUAAGUCGCUUCUUACUUUGUUUGAGCCAAAAUGGCGCACGGCUCUACGACGGCUGAGUAAAAUGACGCAUUGUUUAUAUGCGCCCGUUGUGAACGCCUGACUGCAAUUUUUGUUGAAAAGCGAAAAAAACGAAAACAAAUUGAAACAAAACACACUCCACGAAUCAUUAUGAAAUAUUUGUUUUAAUAUAAUACCUAUGAAUAUUUUUUUGAUUCAUAUAGCGACAAAUUAUAUUUAUUUACGCUCUGGUAAUAGUCAAACUACUAUUGGUUGUUUGUCAGAGGACCCCAGGAAGCACGUUUUGAAAUAUUUACUGUCGAGCCGCUGUAAGUUGUCGCCGGAAUAAAUGCCAAUAAAUGAAUAAGUGUAUACAGCAUUCGUGAAGAAAGUACAACACGUGCACAGCAAACCAAGCCUCCACAUCGAGCAGCCGGCAAUGAAGACCAUUGCAAGUUAGUUCGCUAAGUUAGCUAAGACUGAGUUAGCAUCGAUAGCUUCAGGAAAAAACGUGUUAGCCGCGGGAAAAAAAAAGCGUUGUCGAGACAAACAUGGAGCCUCCACUGGUGGUCCCGGUCAUCGAUGUCCAGAAUGAUAACUUCAAUGAUCUUUGGCCUGCAAUGGUAGUGGCCAUUAAAACGGCGUCAUUCAUUGCACUGGACACGGAGCUGAGCGGUCUUGGGAAUAGAAAGUCCCUGCUGGCCGAAUCGAUAGAGGACAGAUAUAAAGCCAUAUGCCAUGCAGCGCGAACUCGCUCCAUCCUCUCCCUGGGAAUUGCCUGCUACAAGAAACUGGACAAUAAGGCUGCAGACACAUACCUGGUCCAGGUGUAUAACCUCACCCUGCUGUGUUCAGAGGAGUACAUGAUAGAGCCGCAGUCAGUCCAGUUCCUGGUGCAGCAUGGAUUCGACUUUAACAAGCAGUACGCUCAUGGAAUCCCUUACUGCGGGGGGAAUAACAAGGGAGGAUCUGAUUACCAAGGCGUCCACAUCAGGGCGCUCUUCACUGAACUGCUGCGCGCCAGGAAACCCCUGGUGUUCCACAAUGGCCUCAUCGACAUGGUCUUCCUUUACCAGAGUUUUUAUGCUCAUCUGCCUGAACGCCUGGCGACCUUCACAGCUGACCUGUCUGACAUGUUUCCUGCUGGCAUCUUUGACACAAAAUACGUCACUGAAUUUGAGCUCCGGCUCACUGCCUCCUAUCUGGAGUACGCCUAUAAGAAAUGUCAGCUGGAUAACAGCCGCAGUUUGACCUCUGGAGGAACCGGACAUCAUGUUCACGUAGAGUUCUGUCAAUACGCCGGUCACAUGUCCAGCUAUGUGGACUACAGAGUAUGUCCAGUUAUAGAGUCUCCUGAGGGACAGACUGACAUCUGCCAGCGCUUCUCUGCAUUUGGCUGGUGUCCAAAUGGUACCAAGUGUCCAUUAUCCCACGACACGGACCAGAUCAUCCUACUGGAUGAGAAAAACAAAGACGAUAAGAAAAAAAGGAGGAAGAGACGUCGAGAGAAGAAGGGCGGAAAAGCGGAAGCAGAGGGCUCCUUGGUCUUUGACGGUGCCCCCAAAAACAAAAUAUCCUUCCUGGAGGUGGAUCAGGAUGAAACUGCAUAUGACCAGCCAAAGGUGACUGCCGAUCCGUGCCCAGAAAGUGGGCCCCUGAUGGACAUUGAUGGAAACACCGGACAGAAUGAAGGAGAGAUCAUGAAAAUAGAAAGCAAAGGGAAUGGAGUGUGUGAAGACAACACAGACACUAGAACCUCUGCAAGAAUAGUCAUGAGUGAUGAGGUGACAAACAUGACCACCGACAUGGAUGAAAGCAGAACAGUCGAUGGAGGAAGAGAGUUCAGUGACCACGCAGCUGUGACUGAUGCUCAGAAGAAGAAGGCUGAGGCGGGAACACACCGAGCGGGCUUCGACGCCUUCAUGACGGGAUACAUCUUUGCUCACUCGUGCACCUUGGUCAAGACUGAUGCAGUUGGAGCUGCAGGGGUGAAGGAGGAGGAGCAGUCGUGGCUUCCUACCUGUCUCAAUAAGGUUUAUCUGAGUGGCAAGGCGGCACCUCUCAACGUGGUGAAAAGCACCUUCUCCAAGUCGUCCAAGGCCCACGUGCAGAAGAUGGCAACUGUGUGGGGACAGUGAAUGCAGUGUGCACACUUGCACAUAGCAAGACACUUGUCGUUUAAACAAUUGGAGGUUCACAAUUUAAGUUUUUUUAGCCAUGCUAGCAGUGAGGCUCUAUGGAUGGCAAUAACGUAAUACCACCCCAUGUUGAAAUAUCUCAACAACUUGUUAGCAUUGGCUACCAUGAGGUUGAUUUAAUUUUUUUCCUGAAAUAUCUUGGAGACUUUUUGAUGGAUUGUAAGAAAUUUGGCAGAGGUGUCCAUGUUUCCAUUAGGCUGAGUUUAAAAAAACAACCUUUGAUUCCCUCAUGUUCGAUGUAGGACCAUGAACAGUUUAAUUUGUCCAAUACUUAAUUCAUGACCAAAUACCUUCAAAACUAAUAUUUUCCUCAGCUGUACUUUGUGUUAAUUCAAUGUUGGCAUGCUACCAAACAAUUCGUCAAGAAAAUAGCAUAUUUAUCAAUAAUAGAGCCCCCCCCCUUGUAAUUUGAUUAGCAAUUAUGUUUCUGAAAACAGCUAAAGAGAGAUGAUGACUGAUAUGUUGUCAUUCCACAUUUUGUAUUAAGACCCGAUUCCGGAGAAAAAUAAACUGACGCUCUUGACCACA
Molecule: messenger RNA, 2960 nt
Organism: Scophthalmus maximus (turbot)
Lineage: Eukaryota; Metazoa; Chordata; Actinopteri; Pleuronectiformes; Scophthalmidae
Gene: toe1
Product: target of EGR1, exonuclease
Exons: 8
Coding region: 786-2372 (528 amino acids)
Biological process (GO): snRNA 3'-end processing
Cellular component (GO): cytoplasm; Cajal body
Molecular function (GO): metal ion binding; snRNA binding; 3'-5'-RNA exonuclease activity
Source: RefSeq, a predicted model, not a curated record